This is a messenger RNA of Fusarium coffeatum, 567 nucleotides long. RefSeq lists its product as uncharacterized. The transcript is spliced from 2 exons. The record is from RefSeq and is a predicted model, not a curated record. The coding region runs from base 1 to 567 and encodes 188 amino acids. Lineage: Eukaryota; Fungi; Ascomycota; Sordariomycetes; Hypocreales; Nectriaceae.
AUGCACACUUCUUCUCUACGCGCUGGGCUACGGCCUUUUUACGGCAAGACGUCGUCCUUGCGGUCUGUCUCAAUUCAGCGAGCCUCAAUCACAUCAACCACACCGCGAUCAGCCAAGAACCAAAUAUAUGCCCCUAUCCGCAACAAUGACUCCUUCUCAACCUACCUUUCACUUUCAACCUCGUCCCGCACACCCCUGUUGACUUUUUGGUCCGCUUCAUGGUGCUCAACCUGCAAAGCUGUCAAUCCCCUCCUUCGCGACCUCGUCGAGUCUGGUGUUGGCGAGGAGGAAGGCGGAGUGUCUCUUGCUACUGUCGAGUUUGAUUCCCCCGAUAUCAUGUCAGGAAAUCCGAACCUGGCCAUGACUUACAUGAUUACCAGCAUCCCCACGCUACUGAGCUUUGACGGCGGGGAAGCUCAGACGGUUACCAAGCUUUCAGAUGCCAGGAAGCUUGCAGAUCGAGAGUUCUUAAAGGAAUGGAUCAGAACCGAAGCGAGACGGCAUGGAGGUCGUGGAGGUGGCGGAGGAGGGUCAUCACUUUUCGGAGGUUUGUUUGGCAAGUCAUGA